Molecule: messenger RNA, 1058 nt
Organism: Ixodes scapularis (black-legged tick)
Lineage: Eukaryota; Metazoa; Arthropoda; Arachnida; Ixodida; Ixodidae
Product: AN1-type zinc finger protein 1
Exons: 7
Coding region: 242-1057 (271 amino acids)
Biological process (GO): proteasome-mediated ubiquitin-dependent protein catabolic process; protein targeting to ER
Cellular component (GO): endoplasmic reticulum; cytoplasm
Molecular function (GO): zinc ion binding
Source: RefSeq, a predicted model, not a curated record
ACUGCGGUUGGUGGGUGCGCCAGUGGCGCUAGUAGGGUCGUAGGGUUUCUGUCGUGACCACCGUGGUCGUGACAAAACAGGUGAAAUGAGCUAGAGAACCAACAAUCCCUGCUCUGCAUUUGUGUACAGCGCUUUGAGCUGCAGUUUAUAAUCGCUGUUGCAUCAGAGUUGCAUUUGUAACAUAGCGUCCAUAGCGCAUAGCUGGCGAGUCACCGUCGUCACCGUGUGCCAACGAUAAACUAUGGCUGAACUGCCGCAGCUGGGUAAACAUUGUCACGUGGAGUCGUGCAAUCGUUUAGAUUUCCUGCCUUUCGAGUGCGCACAUUGCAAGAAAAUAUUUUGCAACGACCACAGGACAUCCGACGCCCACGUUUGCGACCAAAUAGAGACGCAUGUGCUCACCGACAGCCAAGCAAAGAACAGCAAGACUGGCACACUCUUCGGCUGCACUUUUGGUGACUGCAAACAGAAGGAGCUAAUGCCCGUUGUGUGUACCCUCUGCAGUGACAACUUUUGUGUGCACCAUCGCCAUGCGCAGGAUCACAAGUGCAAGUACCUCGCGUCUCCGUCGGAGCACAUGCCACUUACCACCCAAGUGGUGCAAAAAAUACUAGAAGCAAAGAAACCCAGUGAGAAGCCUGCAUCAGCCAGAGCAAACAUCUCUCCAACAGCACAGAAAGUCAAGUUGAUGAGAAUGAAAAUGCAUGCUGCAGGAGAAAAGAGCAUCCCUCUAGUCGACAGAGUUUACUUUGAAGUAUACCUUCCAAAGGGUCACAAAGUACGUUCAAAGCCUUACCACUUUUCUAAGUUGUGGACAGUGGGACGAGCAAUUGAUAGCACUGCAAUGAUAGAAAAGCUACCCAAUCAGAACAACAGGGCAAGUGAAAAGAAGUUGCUGCUUUUUCACGGCAGUAGCCUAAAAGCUCUUGGACUGAGUGAAGACUUCGAAAGCUUGCUUGGUUCAAAACUGUUAAACGAGGCUGAAGCCCUUAUCCUGGAAUACGUCUCUCACAACUGCGAUUCCUUAGCAGCUGAUUAUCAGUAUCAUGAAACCUGAA